AUGAACUUGAGUCAGCUGGAGUAUAAUGGCGGGUCCCUGACUGCCCUAAACAGAGGAGAUGAAGAAACAGCUGUGUAUAACGUGGACACCACAAAGAUGAUAGAACUGGCCGCGGACAUAGCGUUCCCGCUGUGCGCUCUGAUCGGUGUGUGCACCAAUCUCGUCAACCUCACCAUCUUCGCCAAACUUGGCCUGAGAGACACUGUGACCGUCUCCUUCUUCUCUCUAUCUCUCUCCGAUUUCUGCUUUCUUUUUGUCGUCCUAGCCAACGCCGUCAACACCCAUCUUUUCAGCAGAAUAACAGGACAGUAUGUGAAUAAAUUCCACCUGAUGUACAUGGGCAUCUACGUGUAUACAAUGUUCUACGACAUCUCUGUGCUAACCACGACCUACAUCGCUGUUCAAAGAUGCUGCCUUGUAGCGCUGCCGUUAAAGUUUCGAGGAAUGUUCACGGCAAAAAGGAACAGUUUCAUCCUCGUGAGCAUUUACCUCGUGGCUCUCGCCUGCUACCUGCCCAUGUUCUUGAAGCAGCGCCUCGCGGAGCGCACAGACCCCGCCACCAACAGGACCUACCUCGCGCUCUGGCUCGCCCCCGACAGACCCGACUUCCUGGCUGCCCACGACCUGAUCAACCGCAUCUCUCUGCCCAUCGUCACUCAACUCGUCGUCAUCGUCUGUCUCGGGCUGCUCGUUUCCAACUUGAAAUCUUCUCGUCGCUUCCGGAAACGAUCUUCUGCCGUGACUACCAAAGAUGGCGACAAUAAUUCUGGGGCUUGUUCAGCGACCAGCAGCAGCAGCAGCAACAGGGAGGAUCAGGUGGUUCUGGCCGUGACCUUGGUGACUGGCGUCUACGUCAUCACAAACACACCCCAGAUUCUGUACGCGUUCACGCGGCGUUUUGUGUCCAGCUUCAACCUGUACCAGAGACACCACAACCUGUACAUGAUGGUCAACUUCUGCCGGAAUGUUCUCGAGUUUUUCAGCGCCUCGGUCAACAUGUUCAUCUACACCAGGUUCAACAAGAAGUUCAGAAACUUGCUCUUCCGCCUCCAAUAG
Aplysia californica (California sea hare) is the source of this 1056-nucleotide messenger RNA. RefSeq lists its product as uncharacterized. The record is from RefSeq and is a predicted model, not a curated record. NCBI's taxonomy places the organism in Eukaryota, Metazoa, Mollusca, Gastropoda, Aplysiida, Aplysiidae. The coding region runs from base 1 to 1056 and encodes 351 amino acids. Gene Ontology annotation, cellular component: membrane. Gene Ontology annotation, molecular function: G protein-coupled receptor activity. Gene Ontology annotation, biological process: G protein-coupled receptor signaling pathway. The transcript has a single exon.